CCUCUGGGUUCGCUGUCUUCGGCUAACUUGACAAGCAGACGAGGGCUCGGUUCUAAAGAGAGAGCGAGGGUUCUGUUUGUAAGUGUUUAGCAUGAUACAAGAUAUUAACUGUGAAUUACUGAAGUAUGUUAAACCUUUUAAACAUACACAGGCUGUAUUGUCACGGUCUGCGCGAGUGCUAAUGACCUUUUCCCAGUGUUGACUUGCUUGCAUGUGUCAACCAGCAGCAAGCUAAUGUUAGCUUGGCUAGCUCAGAGGAGAAAGUGUGCGUUUUGUGCGUUAGCGGUCGAUUUGACAGCUCGUAAGAGAUAAAAAAUAUAUUCUAACAAUGUACAGGUGAUAUUGACUAACAGCUUGGUGUUGACACACUAAUUAUUUACCAUUAAUUUGGCUUAGAGGAUAAAAAAAAGCCAAGGUUAUCUUACCAGUCGUGUAAAUGAUGUUUGCUUAACGUCGAGAGUCGCUACGCCAAACUUAGUGUAAAAAUCUUCACAUUUAAAGUCGCUUUGCUUUUGUGCAAAUAUAGCUUAUUGGUAUAACGUGACUAAAGAUGCAGUACGGAUUAUUACUAAAACUCUUUCAUUCGGGUUGAUUUGGGUUCGGUUUAAUGCUACAUUAUACAACAAAUAUCCAGUUAUUUUUCUACCAAGCAACCAAAAUACUCAGGGGUGAUAUCACGGUGCAACGGCGGCGGUACCAAGCAGCGUUACGUUAUCCAAUGAAGACAUUUGCUCUAUUUAAUUGACACAAAGUGGCGUAACGUUUAAAUCAUUUAUUCAAUGCCGAAAUGAUUUAAACCCGUGAUGAAUUAUAGAAAAGUCUUAAGUUGCGUGUUUCAGUCUUUCUACGUCUCUUACAUCUUUCCUGAAGGAGCUUAACAUUAAAUUGCUCUUUUUCUAAGCGAGGAUCGGCUCACCUUAAACACGCAGUAGAACUUGGCUGCAGCCUACACGCAGCCAGUCAUCCUUUUUUGUUUUGGGGUACGCUUUGCCUCAUCGGUUUACACAUUCUCACCACAGUGAAGUAGUGCAUUAAGUACUGUAUUAAUGCUCUCUCUUUGUUGAAGACAGCUGCUGUCCUGUGGUGACUUAAAAUGCUGAAACUUUCUCCCUCUUCUGCCUGUCUGUCAGUAGUCUUGAACUUGGAUGUAAGCAAAAAAAAACACACACACAGAGAAAGAGGCCGGAUUGGAGAAGAUUUGUGUCUUUAUUGUCACGAUUCUUCCCGAGAUGGACGUUGGAGUGUCCAAGUCCCAUGUGUUUCUCAACUACAGCCCCAGAGCCCUCUUCUCCCAGUGGAGCAUCCCGCUGGGUGCGCAGCGCUUCAUGGACGCCGUGAAGGAGGGUCAAAAGAGCUCCCUGAGCUCGGGGAAAAUGGUGGCCCUGGCUGCGGGGCUCUCUGUGGGGGCCACGGUGGGCUACAUUGUGUACCGCCACAUGAGCAGCACCUACAACACAGGUGAGGGCCCCGAGGUUGAGUUAUCCAAGAUGUCACUUCCUGUAGAGGUGUACAGGAACAUAUCCAGAUAUCAAGCCACGUUUCUGGACAUGGUGACCCAGAAGUCUGGAGCUCAUGUCCGGGUUUUAUCAGAUUCGGGGGAACCAGGAUGUAAGACGGCCGUGUGUUUCGUGCUGCAGGGCUCUAAGGAGCAAGUCCUGCUGGCUCGCUGCAUCCUGGAGAACCUGGUCACAGACUGCCAACCCAUGACUGAGGCUUUGGAGGUCCCUCAGACUGCGUUUGGACGUAUUAUAGGGCGUGGUGGAGAGAAUUUGAAACUAAUCACCAGGACCACAGGGGUCAAAGUGGCUUGUUCCAAAGAGAAGACACAGGGUCCUGGUGCAAAGGGCAGCGUCACAAUCACAGGGACCAGACAGGAAGUGAAACAGGCCAAGGAGCUGAUUCUAGAAAAAGUCAGAGAGGACAUGAUGGUGAGGACAAAGAUCUCGCAGUCUUCUGCCCUGCGUCAGAAACGUGGACAGACAGCAGCGAAUCAGAGAGCAGACAGCACAGAGACAGAAGCACCGCUGGGCCUGAAUAACAACGGCCCCUACAGCCAGGCAGAGAAGAGGGGGGUGGUCCACGCCAACGGAACCACUGGAGAACCAGAACGUAUUUUUGAUAAGGUGGAGGAGCUUAAAAUAACCAACACAGACAGCAAAGAAGAAGAGGAGGAGGAGAGUCUGUCUACAGACUCACUCUCUGAAGUCUCCAAGUUUGAAAUUCCCAGUCCUGACCUGAGCUUCCAGCCUGACGAACAUCUUGAAGUUUAUGUUUCUGCAUCAGAGAACCCAAACCACUUCUGGAUCCAGAUCCUAGGGGUCCGCUCCCUCCAGCUGGACAAACUGAUAGAAGAGAUGAACCGGUUCUACAACAGCGGCAGCCCCACUGAUCAGAGAGUUGAGACCAUCGUGGUGGGGGACAUCGUGGCAGCUCCAUACCGAGAGCACGACUCAUGGAACAGGGCGAGGGUGCUGGGAGUCCUGGCCUCUGGACUGGUGGAUCUUUACUAUGUUGACUUUGGGGACAAUGGGGAGCUUCCCAAAGAGAGCCUCCGCCGUAUGAGGAGUGACUUCCUCAGUUUACCAUUCCAGGCUAUUGAGUGCAACUUAGCAGGAGUGAGACCAAAAGGAGAAGUGUGGACUGAGGCAGCCCUGGACGAGUUUGAGCAGCUGACACACUGCGCCUGCUGGAGACCCCUACAGGCCAAACUGUGCAGCUACUCUCACUCUGACAUUUCCUCCUGGCCCAGUGUCAAGCUCUAUGACAACAGCGAGGGCAAGACUGUAGAUAUCGGUGAGGAGCUCAUCAGGCUGGACCAUGCUGUCAGCUUCCAGGAAUUGGUGAACGGCAAGAGUGAGGGGAACAAUCUCGGCUGCCUGCAGAGGAUGCUGGAUGAUGUGAUAGGAGCCUCCUCAGAGCUGAGUCUGUCCUGUAUCAGCUUAUCAGAAGCUGCCUCGAUCUCAGGAAGUGUCGAUGACGUCUUAGAGGACGACCUGCUCUGAGACCAAAGACGUCCAUAAAUGUCAAGCACUGACCAUCCGUCCGCUCCUCAGCAUCAGCCCAGCUGGGAAUGAGGAGAGCGUUUUCCUCUUCUGACCCAAACUUCCAACCGCAUAACUCCUCAUUAUGAAGCCUUACCUACCUGACAAACGUGCGACAGUUCUUCCAGAGAUAUAUUCACUUUACUGUUGUUACUUCAGUGCUGAAUCAAUUGUUCCGUUUUUUUUGCCUUCACGCUGUUCUGUUCUGUUGUACCCGACGCUGCUUUGCUUUUGACGUGUCGUUACUACUGUUUUGUGUUUUAGAUAUGAAGUGAGGAACAAGGACAGAAUUGCCAGUAUUAUUAUUAUCAUUAUUAUUAUUGAAAAGCACUGUGAUAUGAGUCAGUGGAACCAGAAAGCAGCUGUCUUGUGGUUAAUGAUGUCUAUUUUAUUUCUCGUCUCGCCACUCGUAUGUAUAUUAAGAUUUAAAGGUAUACUUUAAAAUACCGGGCUUCACCAGUUCUAUUUUGGACAUUAAAACCUGCAGUAUUAUUGAAUGUGGUCCUCAGAGUGUGUUCAGUAUGAAAAUGUGCGUCUACUGGAUCAUUAUCUAAGGACAGAAGAUGAGUUAGUUUAUCUUCAGGGGUGUAAUAGAUUGCACUUUACAGAUUUCAGGAAGUAUUCAGACCCCUUGACUUUUUCAUAUUUAUGUUAUGUUAGUAAGUAUGUAUUUUUUUAAGUAUAUAGAAAGUAUUUUUUUCCUUUAUCAAUCUACUUCAGAUUCCUCAGAAUGACAAAGCAAAAAAAUGAUGUCAGAAUUUUUUUGCAAAUGUUUUAAAAAGGAAAAAAGGUCGAACAGUUCAGUCUUGUUCUCAUCAGAGCAGAAAUUGUUUCCACUCAGCCCGCAUCGGUGCAGUGUUGCAGUGAUGGUUGCCCUUGAGGAUGUUUCUCCCAUCUCCUGGAGCUCAGCCAGUAUGAGCUGAACAGAGUGCUUGUUCAGCUCCCUUAUUGAGGUCCUUCACCCCUGAUUGUUCAGUUUGGCCGGACAGUCGGCUCUGAAUACUUUCUGAAUGCACUGUAUA
This is a messenger RNA of Scomber scombrus (Atlantic mackerel), 4063 nucleotides long. RefSeq names its product tudor and KH domain containing (gene tdrkh). Gene Ontology annotation, molecular function: RNA binding. The coding region runs from base 1230 to 3002 and encodes 590 amino acids. Gene Ontology annotation, biological process: spermatogenesis. The transcript is spliced from 15 exons. Lineage: Eukaryota; Metazoa; Chordata; Actinopteri; Scombriformes; Scombridae. The record is from RefSeq and is a predicted model, not a curated record.